Nomascus leucogenys (northern white-cheeked gibbon) is the source of this 647-nucleotide messenger RNA. Its product is annotated as histone-lysine N-methyltransferase, H3 lysine-36 and H4 lysine-20 specific-like. The transcript is spliced from 3 exons. The record is from RefSeq and is a predicted model, not a curated record. The coding region runs from base 35 to 283 and encodes 82 amino acids. NCBI's taxonomy places the organism in Eukaryota, Metazoa, Chordata, Mammalia, Primates, Hylobatidae.
CUGUCUCAAAAAAAAAAAAAAGAAAGGAGGUUCCAUGGCUCAGUCAGAACUUGGAGGUGGACAUGCUGAGUUGCUGCAGCUGACCUUGUCUGUACCUGUGGCUCUGGAAGUCUCUCCACAGCCUGCCCUUGAGUCUGAGGAAUUGCUAGUUAAAAUGACAGGAGUUUAUGAAAGUAAACAUCAAAGAAAACCAACUAAGAAACUUCUUGAAUCCAAUGAUGUAGACCCUGGAUUUAUUAUGCCCAAGAAGGGGGACCUUGGCCUUUCUAAAAAGUGCUUAUGAAGCUGGUCACCUGGAGAAUGGAAUAACUGAAUCUUGUGCCACAUCUUAUUCAAAAGAUUUUGGUGGAGGUGAGUAUUUUUGAGAUUUUAAAAAUGUAAUACAGUAGUAAGUUUGAAGCGCUUUGUCCGUUAACCACAAAAAUUGUUUCAUGUGUAAGCCACACCAGUGAGGUACAAGUUUUAAAACUGGUUUGCCCAAAAUCUGCUUCCUGAAACAGAUAAAAUAUUCAUAAGUUGAACAUCUACUCUACCAGGACUUUUAGUAGGAAUGCUACCUGUAAUCUCUCUAAAGCAUUACAGAGAGUUAGGUUAUUAUCUAUAGUAUUCCUGUUUUAUAGAAGAAAUGUGAAGAUGAACAAGGUAGC